GUCCCACCCAAACUGAGGGAAGGGGGUUGACCGGACCUGCCCACAGCAAAUGUCUUCGGUGUGGACUUGUGUUGCUGUUAGAUAGUUUCAAUCCUUUCACAGCUGACAUCUCUGUUAACCGGACAGAAGGCUGAAACUCAAGAUGAGGGUUUGGAUCUUCUUCCUAAUCUGCCUUGCUGGCACGACCUUGGCUGCACCAACUGAAGAGGAGCCAGUUGUGGAGGAGGAGCCAUUUGUUGAGGAAGAGCCAAUUGUUGAAGAGGACCCAAUUGUUGAAGAGGAGCCGGAAGUGGGAGCCAACCCGGUCCAGGUGGAGACAGGAGAAUUUGAUGAGGCCAUUGAGAUUGUGGAGGAUUUUUUUCCUGAGAACCCCUGCCUGAACCAUCACUGCAAGAAAGGCAAAGUGUGCGAGGUGGAUGACAGCAACGAGCCAAUGUGUGUGUGCCAGGACCCCCUGACAUGCCCCGCCCCUGUGGGAGAAUUUGAGCAUAUCUGUGGAACUGACAACAAAACAUACGAGUCCUCUUGCCACUUCUUCGCCACCAAAUGCGCCCUGGAGGGUACCAAGAAGGGCCACAAGCUGCACCUGGACUACAUCGGACCCUGCAAACUCAUUGCCCCCUGCUUGAACAACGAGCUGAAUGAGUUUCCCCUGCGCAUGAGGGACUGGCUGAAGAACGUGCUGGUGGCCCUGUUUGAGCGUGAUGAGGAAAACAACCUGCUCACAGAGAAGCAGAAACUGAGAGUGAAGAAGAUCUAUGAGAAUGAGAAGAGACUGGAGGCUGGUGAGCACUCUUUGGACCUUCUGGCUCUGGACUUUGAGAAGAACUACAACAUGUACAUCUACCCUGUGCACUGGCAGUUUGGCCAGCUUGACCAGCACCCCAUUGACGGGUUCCUGUCCCACACUGAACUGGCCCCUCUGCGUGCCCCUCUCAUCCCUAUGGAGCACUGCACCACCAGCUUCUUUGAGCAUUGUGAUGCUGACAAGGACAAGUACAUCGCUCUUGAGGAAUGGGCCAACUGCUUUGGAAUCAAAGAGCAGGAUGUCGACAACGACCUUGUCAUCUAAAGCAUGUCAUCUAAAGCAUUUGACACUUCCUAGUUACUAUUGGGACGAGGUGCUAACCCUUAAAUUAAAAUCAAAGUAAAGGUGCUAAUCGCAUUUGCUAACAACCUGCAUACUGUAUACCACUAAACAUUCAUAAUGUUUAAAGAGUGCACAACUCACACUGCCCGUUUUAAGUCUAAAGUUAGCUGAAGUUCACAAGACAGAUGUUGUACAGGCUGUAUUCAAGAGAGAGUUGAACUACAGUAUGAUGAACUAUGUACAUGUAUGUUGCCAGAUAAACGUUUGAGUCCACAAAAGUAAAACUCAGAAUCAGGGCUUUAUUUUAAUGUUAGUUUGGAUGAUGGAAAUGUACAAAAACAAAAUAAAGUUUCCAAAUAAAUGUCCUUUUUGCUUGCUUUAUAAACUUUUUUUGUUUUAUUUGUUGCAUAAUUGGUGGUGGGUUUUAUUCUUUUGCUUUCUUUCUAAGAUCUAAAAAAAACAUCUUUAAAUUGAGCCCUGAAUAUUUACAGGUUGUUGUUUUCAUUUGCUCAUUGUACCUUUCGGAAAUCAGGGCGAAAUGUUGAGUGUUAUAAAAUUUGAAUAAUAUACAAGAAAAUAUUAUUUGAACUUCAAGAGGACAUUAUCUCGCAGGAUGAGAUUUUUUCUCCCUCUAACAUGUUCACAUACAUUUGCAGUAUUUGCCACAAUGUGAGCGCUAUGCAACUCUUAAAAAAAUAAAAGCUACUGAAUUUUUCAAACUCAA
Triplophysa dalaica is the source of this 1814-nucleotide messenger RNA. RefSeq names its product secreted protein, acidic, cysteine-rich (osteonectin) (gene sparc). Lineage: Eukaryota; Metazoa; Chordata; Actinopteri; Cypriniformes; Nemacheilidae. Gene Ontology annotation, molecular function: protein binding; collagen binding; calcium ion binding. The coding region runs from base 143 to 1072 and encodes 309 amino acids. The record is from RefSeq and is a predicted model, not a curated record. Gene Ontology annotation, biological process: anatomical structure development. The transcript has 10 exons.